Molecule: messenger RNA, 4458 nt
Organism: Dipodomys ordii (Ord's kangaroo rat)
Lineage: Eukaryota; Metazoa; Chordata; Mammalia; Rodentia; Heteromyidae
Gene: Jak2
Product: Janus kinase 2
Exons: 23
Coding region: 167-3205 (1012 amino acids)
Biological process (GO): peptidyl-tyrosine phosphorylation; cell differentiation; intracellular signal transduction
Cellular component (GO): membrane; cytosol
Molecular function (GO): non-membrane spanning protein tyrosine kinase activity; ATP binding; cytokine receptor binding
Source: RefSeq, a predicted model, not a curated record
GGAGGAGGCGGCGGCCCUGCGGGCUGUGCCCCCGGUUCCCGAAGCAGGGAACGGGAAGAUGUGAACUGUUACUCUUCUGCAGAAAUUGAAAAAAAAAAAGGCGGGGGAGGAGCCCUUCCUUCCCCUCCUGCGACGGCCAAUGUUCUGAAAAAGACUCUGGAUAAGAAUGGCUUGCCUUACAAUGACAGAAAUGGAAGCAACCUCCACAUCUCCUAUACAUCAGAAUGGUGAUAUUCCUGGAAACACCGAUUCUGUGAAGCAAAUAGAGCCAGUCCUUCAGGUGUAUCUUUAUCAUUCUCUUGGAAAAGCUGAGGGAGAUUAUCUGAAGUUUCCAUCUGGAGAAUAUGUUGCAGAAGAAAUUUGUGUUGCUGCUUCUAAAGCUUGUGGUAAAUUGUUUUACUUUGCUCACUGGUACUGCAGUGGCAGUAACAGAACCUAUCGGCAUGGAGUAUCUCGAGGGACUGAAUCUCCUCUUCUUGAUGACUUUGUUAUGUCUUACCUUUUUGCUCAGGUACAGUUGUAUUAUUUGUGCAUUGGAAAAGGUCGCAUCUUUCAAUUUUGUUUAGAUUUAUCUUCGAACUUUUGUUUUUCUGUGCGUGACUAUUUUAUUCCUAGCUACAAGACAUUCUUACCAAAAUGUGUUCGAGCAAAGAUCCAAGACUAUCAUAUUCUGACAAGGAAGAGAAUAAGGUACAGAUUUCGCAGAUUUAUUCAGCAGUUCAGUCAAUGCAAAGCCACUGCCAGAAACUUGAAACUUAAGUAUGUUAUAAAUCUGGAAACUCUUCAGUCUGCCUUCUACACAGAGCAGUUUGAAGUAAAAGAAUCUGGAAGAGGUCCUUCAGGUGAGGAGAUUUUUGCAACCAUUAUAAUAACUGGAAACGGUGGAAUUCAGUGGUCAAGAGGGAAACAUAAAGAAAGUGAGACACUGACAGAACAGGAAAUUGAACUUAAUUCAUUAAGAGAAGCUUUAUCAUUUGUGUCAUUAAUUGAUGGGUAUUAUAGAUUAACUGCAGAUGCACACCAUUACCUCUGUAAAGAAGUAGCACCACCUGCAGUGCUAGAAAAUAUACAAAGCAAUUGCCAUGGUCCAAUCUCAAUGGACUUUGCCAUUAGUAAACUGAAGAAAGCAGGUAAUCAAAUUGGUCUAUAUGUACUUCGAUGCAGUCCUAAGGAUUUUAAUAAGUAUUUUUUGACUUUUGCUGUUGAGAGAGAAAACGUCAUUGAAUAUAAACACUGUUUAAUUACAAAAAAUGAGAAUAGAAAGUACAACCUCAGUGGGACUAAGAAAAAUUUCAGCAAUCUUAAAGAUCUUUUGAAUUGCUACCAGAUGGAAACUGUUCGCUCAGACAAUAUAAUUUUCCAGUUUACUAAAUGCUGUCCCCCAAAACCAAAAGAUAAAUCCAAUCUUCUAGUCUUCAGAACCAAUGGCAUUUCUGAUGUGCCAAACUCACCAACGUUACAGAGGCAUAAUAAUGUGAACCAAAUGGUAUUUCACAAAAUCAGAAAUGAAGACUUGAUAUUUAAUGAAAGCCUUGGUCAAGGAACUUUUACAAAAAUUUUUAAAGGCUUAAGAAGAGAAGUAGGAGACUAUGGCCAAUUACAUGAAACAGAAGUUCUCUUAAAAGUUUUGGAUAAAGCACAUAGAAAUUAUUCAGAGUCGUUCUUUGAGGCAGCAAGCAUGAUGAGCCAACUUUCUCACAAGCAUUUGGUUUUAAAUUAUGGAGUAUGUGUCUGUGGAGAGGAGAAUAUUUUGGUUCAGGAGUUUGUAAAAUUUGGAUCAUUAGAUACAUAUCUGAAAAAGAACAAAAGUUCUAUAAAUAUAUUAUGGAAACUUGGAGUGGCUAAGCAGUUGGCAUGGGCCAUGCAUUUUCUAGAAGAAAAAAACAUUAUUCAUGGGAAUGUAUGUGCCAAAAAUAUUCUACUUAUCAGAGAAGAAGACAGGAAGACAGGAAAUCCUCCUUUCAUCAAACUUAGUGAUCCUGGCAUUAGCAUUACAGUUUUACCAAAGGACAUUCUUCAGGAGAGAAUACCAUGGGUACCACCUGAAUGCAUUGAAAAUCCUAAAAAUCUAAAUUUGGCAACAGACAAAUGGAGUUUUGGUACCACUUUGUGGGAAAUCUGCAGUGGAGGAGAUAAACCUCUGAGCGCUCUCGAUUCUCAAAGAAAGCUUCAGUUCUAUGAAGAUAGGCACCAGCUUCCUGCACCAAAGUGGACAGAAUUAGCAAAUCUUAUAAAUAAUUGUAUGGAUUAUGAAUCAGAUUUCAGGCCUUCUUUCAGAGCCAUUAUACGGGACCUUAACAGUUUAUUUACUCCAGAUUAUGAACUAUUAACAGAAAAUGAUAUGUUACCAAACUUGAGGAUAGGUGCUCUAGGGUUUUCUGGUGCUUUUGAAGACAGGGACCCUACACAAUUUGAAGAGAGACACUUGAAAUUUCUACAGCAACUUGGGAAGGGUAAUUUUGGAAGUGUGGAAAUGUGCCGAUAUGACCCCCUGCAGGACAACACUGGGGAGGUAGUGGCUGUUAAAAAGCUCCAGCACAGUACUGAAGAGCACCUCAGAGAUUUUGAAAGGGAAAUUGAAAUCUUGAAAUCCCUGCAGCAUGACAACAUUGUCAAGUACAAAGGAGUGUGCUACAGUGCUGGCCGGCGUAAUUUAAGAUUAAUUAUGGAGUAUUUACCUUAUGGAAGUUUACGAGACUAUCUUCAAAAACAUAAAGAACGGAUAGAUCACAAAAAACUUCUGCAGUAUACAUCUCAGAUAUGCAAGGGUAUGGAGUAUCUUGGUACGAAAAGAUACAUCCACAGGGAUCUGGCAACAAGAAAUAUAUUGGUAGAGAAUGAGAACAGAGUUAAAAUUGGAGAUUUUGGAUUAACUAAAGUCUUGCCACAAGACAAAGAAUACUAUAAAGUGAAAGAACCUGGUGAAAGUCCCAUAUUCUGGUAUGCUCCAGAGUCACUGACAGAGAGCAGGUUUUCUGUGGCCUCAGAUGUUUGGAGCUUUGGAGUGGUUUUGUAUGAACUUUUCACAUAUAUUGAGAAGAGUAAAAGUCCACCAGUGCCUCCUGUGGAGGACCUGUUUGCUGAAUCGCAACAUAAUAUUUAUUUGAUCAUGACAGAAUGCUGGAAUAAUAAUGUCCAUCAGCGCCCCUCCUUCAGGGACCUAGCAUAUCGGGUAGAUCAGAUACGGGACAACAUAGCUGGAUGAAAGAAAUGAACGACGUGGACACCGAGACCAAAGCAGACUUCCAGAACAAAGGUUUUCACAUUGCUGUGGACUAUUAUCACUCAUCAUUACUAUGUAAAUCAUGAUGCUUGCCAGAAGAGAUGUGAAAAUAGCUGCUGAAAACUUGGAAAGUUCAGUGUUUUCUUCAUGCAGCUACCUGUACAUGACUGUGAUGGGAGAUCUUGAAAAAGAAAUUUUGUAAAGUUUCAUGAAUUUUAUCAGCCAGUAUACCUCCUUCUCUGGCAAAAAAAUAAAUAACAUUUGUCAACUCAGCUUUUUGAGAGAUGAAAAUUACAGUGUAAAUUUUGCCUUGUUGAAGAUGCACAAAAAUAUGUACAGUUUUUACCACAGUGCAUGUAUUAUACUUUGGCAUCUUGUGUGAUUUACACAAGGGCUAGUGUUCAUUAGUAAUGUUUCUAAUUUUUCCACAACUGAUACACAAUAACUUCACUGUACCAACAAAUUACUGUGCUCAGAAAAUUGAGCAGCACCGUUCUUGUUUUUGUUCAUCCAAACUACUAUCUGACGAUAUUUAGCAGGUGUAUGAUUUUUGCUUAUAGUUCCAUGUAUUGUAAAUAUUUUUCAAAGCAAAGGGAACAAAAGUCUAUUUUAUUUGUAUAAGUAAUUCCCCUAGCCCUAAAGAAUAUGUUUUGAAAUGGAACAAGCUUACAAAGAAAUAACACAAUCUAUUUUCUUAUUUGUUUCUCUUGUAUCUGUUUGUGGUGAAUGUUUUUUUAAAUGGAAAUAUCUCCAAAUUUUUUCUAAGACUAUAAUGAAUAGUAUUCUUUUACAUUUUUGAGAAUAAGAAUGUUGGGAAUGUUGUCGUCCUUUGAGCUCUUGACUGCCAAUAAGAUUCUUCAGUCUUUGAGACCUGUGGUCACGCAUUAUUAAAUGUAAGCAUAAGCCAUAACAUAGUUUCUAAAAUGUGCAAGCUCAUUAAGAUGAACAGUGGGCUAGGACAUAAAGUCUAGAGACUAUGUUUGAAGUUUUUAUUACAGUUACAGAAGAGAUUCCCUUUGUUAGAGUCUCAUACUCAAUGAGGAAAUGAGCAACUUGAUGAAAAGUAUGCUUGUCAAUUUUAUUACAGGAUGCCAGUAGAAAAUUCAUAAUGUAUGUCUUUUAAAAAAAGAGAAAAUACAUAUUUUUAAUAAGUAUAAAGUAUUAUUUGUGUUGUCAUCUGUUCUAGUGCUACUCCAUUUAAGAUAUAGUACCUAAAAUAAAAUGUGAUAGUGGUU